ACCAGCUCGCAGAGCCGGAAAUUGUUAAUCCUGGGGUGCGAGCAUUGAAGUGGGCCCUAGCACUAUCUGAUGAAACCUGUCGGAUCUGAGUUACACCUGACGCCGAAUCAAAGGAAACAAAACCAGCUGAAGUAUCCGUUGGGGGGUAAAAGGCCCCGACGUGAAAAGAAAUCAAGAAUUGUCCUGAGAGUGCGAUUGAGUCGAGGGCGCAGUUCUAUCAAAAAGUGGAGUGGACGGGCCGGAGGGGUAGUGGCCACGAACAGAGUGAACGGGCCGAAGGGGCAGUGGUAGCGAACAAGUGGAGGAAGCUGAGAAACAUCAUUUUGCUGAAUCUCUGCUGGUUGGCUACCACUAUCUCGUCCUCUCCCAAAAGAUGCUUUGAUGUCAUUCACGCUAUCUGAGUGAGAGAGGAGAGAGCCCCCCGGUACUCCCGGGUGAUGAGCCAGGUUGUGACCGCCCAUUUUAUAAUAAUCGUUCAACCAUGGCCGCAGAUUUGCAAGCCAAGUAUCAGAAACUGGCUCAGGAGUAUUCCAAGCUUCGAGCUCAGAACCAAGUUCUGAAGAAAGCAGUUGUGGACGAACAGGGUCAUGGUGCUUCUUUAAAGGAGGAGCUAAAAAUGAAGGAUCAAAGUGUUAGGAAGUUGCAGCAGGAAAUGGACAGUCUGACAUUCCGAAAUCAGCAGCUGGCAAAGCGUGUUGAGCUACUUCAAGAGGAGCUGGUGACCACUGAGGCCAAAGGGAAGAAGAGCAAGCAGAAGUGUGCUGAUUCUCCAUCUCAGCUAAACCAGCAAAGACAGAGUGUUUUUGAUGAAGAUCUGCAGAACAAGAUAGAAGAAAAUGAACGAUUGCACAAGCAAGUUCAAGAAGCUCAAGAAAGACAUAAACGAAUUGAAACUGAGCUCAGGGAACGAUUAAUGGUGUUGGAGAGAGAUGCCAUGCAACAUCAUGAUGUGGUUGAUGGCUUAAAACAAAAAUACACGGACACCAUAGCAAAACUUCAAAAUGACAAAGCAAAUUUAGAGGUCAAGUCGCACUCAUUGGAAAGAGAAGCUAAAGACUGUAGACUCCGAGCAGAAGAAUGCCAACAACAACUAAAAAAUGUACAUGCUGACCUAAGCAGGCGAUUAGACCAGUCAACAAACAUCAUUCAAGAAAAGUUACCUUUCAAUGAUACAAGGCUUGCAGAGUACUACACAUUGGAUGUACCCAUUCAUGAUAGGAGGCAUCAGUUAAAAGCUCGUGAUGUGAGCGGGCAAGCACUAGCUUUUUGUCAAGAUUUGGUGGGAGCGCUGCUGAACUUUCAUACCUAUACAGAACAAAGAAUUCAGAUCUACCCCAUAGAUUCUGCAAUGGAUACCAUUUCGCCUUUGAACCAAAAGUUUUCUGAAUACCUGCAUGAAAAUGCCUCAUACGUUCGUCCACUAGAGGAAGGAAUGUUGCACUUAUUUGAAAGUAUUACUGAAGAAAGUGUUACUACACUGGAAACUGCUGUGAAACUUAAACCAUUUUCAGACAUCUUUACUACUUAUGUUUGUUUUCUAAAGAAAAUUCUACCGUAUCAAUUAAAAAGUUUGGAAGAGGAAUGUGAAUACUCACUCUGCACUACUAAUUUACGAGAACAGAACACUGAACUGCGGUGUGACAUGCAAAAGAUUACUGCUAUCUUUGAAAAGCUGCAAAUUUACAUAAACCUUCUUGCCUUGCCAAGUACCAAUCCUGAAAUGUUGCUUCAGACAAACUACAACGUAGUUUUUACACAGCUUGCUGCUUGUCUUCAUUCCUUGCAUGAUGUUAUGAAAGAUAUUUCCAAACAUUACAAUCAGAAGGUUUUAUUGGAACAAGAACUACCCACCAUUACACAGAAGCUUAAAACUACCAAUGACUGCAUUUUAUCUUCUAUUGUAGCACUGUCAAAUGUCACAGGAAAGAUUUGUACGUUCUUCAGCAACAACUUGGACUUCUUUACGGCUCCUUCAGUGUAUGGCUCAAAGAGAGGAAUGGGUGUAAUAGAUCCUCUUUCAGCAGAGUGUAUGUUGGAGAAUAAGAAGAAAGCAGCUGCUUACAUUAAGUCUCUAAAGAAGUCUUGUCCAGAAUCAGUACCAUAUGCUGAAGCUCUAGCAAAUCGCAAGAUCAUUUUAAGUUCCACUGAGAGCCGCGAGGGACUUUCACAACAGGUGCUUCAAAGCCAAGAGAAGAUAACAAAACUGGAACAGGAGAAAGAGCAUUGGAUGUUGGAGGCUCAGUUAGCCAAAAUAAAACUGGAGAAGGAGAGUCAGCGUAUAAAUGACUUAGAAAAUCAAUACAGAUUAACACUUUCUGGGCAGAUGCCUUCAGUUGAUUCUCUACAAACAAAUGGCACUAUUUCCAAAAUUGAAGAUUUGGAGCGUGUUGAAAAGGACUCUAAUGAACCAAUCCAAAGUACUAGUCAAGUUGGAAUGUUGACCACUUACACAAGUAACAAUGAGAUUCCAGAUGAGGACUCAUGGGAACACUUGAUCAAAAGUCACUACAUGAUGAGAGUGGCAGAGCUAACAUCACAGCUUCAGAUAGCAGAUAGCAAGUCGGUGCAUUUUCAUGCAGAGUGCCGAGCCCUUGCUAAACGCUUAGCACUUGCAGAGAAGUCCAGAGAAGCCCUCUCAGAAGAAGUAAAAGUUGCCAAUCAGAACAUUGUGCGAUUGCAGGAUGAGCUGACUACAACAAAAAGAAGUUAUGAAGAUCAAUUGAGUAUGAUGAGUGAUCACCUCUGCAGCAUAAAUGAGACUUUAUCAAAACAAAAGGAAGAAAUUGACUCUCUUCGAAUGGGCAGCAAGGGUAAUGCUAAGAAAAACAGAAAUCGAUAAUGUCUGAAGCAUCAUUCAACUGAAGAUUUAUACACAAAAGAUGCAAAUAUUGUUUUCAACAGGGAAGUUUGAUGCCAAAUGAAGAAUUGUAAUGAUUUCAUUCUGGGAGUAAAGGUGUGUGAUGAUAGUGGAAUUGUAGAGCUGAGAAAUCAAAAUAUUCUAUCCACAGGAUUUUUUAUAUACCAUUCCCUAAAAUUUUAGGAACAUAUUCUGGCACUUAAGACCUAUCCACAAAUGUACCUGUGAAAUUUCCACCCACUAUGUAAUUUGUAAUGGUAGCUUUUAAGUCAUUUUAUUUGUGUAAAUCCAUAAAGAUGGUUUUGUACAUUGAAUUAUGUGACAAACUGUGUGGUAAUUAGGUAACUAUUUCUGAACCGAAAAAAUCCAGCAUAUUGUGCCUGGCAGAUGUUUUCUUGAAAUGUGGAGCACAACUAUAACCUUUGUGGUUUACCUUGCUUUUCUUCUUGAAUGUCUAUAGACUGCUCAUCCUGCAAUUUUUUCCAAUGACUCACAUGGUUCUCCUCCUGUUUCCUCCCUCCUCCCCAUUACUCCCCCCACCCCCAAGAACAUCUGACUGCAAAAAUCUAUUCACGGAAUAAUGUUAAUGGGAAAGUAGUCAAUAAAAAAGAACACUGUACUGCACAUUUAGAGUUUUGCAUUAUUAUACAACUGAAACACCAGCUUGUUGUGCAUUUCUCAGCACUAUUUAGAUGAAAGGUGCAUCCACGCAGCACCUUUUCACAACCUCUGACUAAAAAGUACUUUGGGACCUUUAACAAAAUACCUUUUUGAAAUAUAAUUACUUACAGAAUUCUCAACCAAUUUGAACACAUUCCAACAAUGAAAUAAUGACUAGUUAAUUUUAUUGUCGAAUGAUACAAUAUUUGACCAAGACAAUAUCUAUCUUAAUAUUUAUGCAGACUUUCACAGACAAUAUUUAUUAUCAUAAAGUCAUAUAGCAUGAAAAAGCACCCUUUGGGACAUCCAUAUGCACCAGUCCUGCACAAAUCCCAUUUUAUUCUUCCUGUCAGCUUCCUUUGAUAGUUUGGAUUUUCAUUUUCUACAACAGAAAUUUAUUCAAACAAAAGUAUUGUUCCCUAGUCAUUCAUUAAGUACACAUGCUGUGUAAAAUAAUUUACCCUGGAGUUAUUUUAAAAUUGCUUUUUUUGUGUUUCAAAUUGGUUAGUAAUAUAUUUUCAUUAAGUUAAAUGUUUCUAAUGAUACAUUUUAAAACCUAAAUUAAUUACUCUAGCAGUUUUAUCUGCCUUGCUCCUCAAUCUUUUCCACUUUCUUCCUUCACAUAGCUAAUUUGCUCAUUCACUGAGUUAUCUUGGAAAUGUCCAGUAUGUUGUUAAUACGACAUUCAGUCACUGAUAAUAAUUGAAAAAUUAAUGUGAUUUGGUUAUCAGUGUAUUUUCAUUAUUUCAUAUUGAAUGAGCACUGAAUAGUAAGAAUAUUCAGUAUGUUGUUGCACUUAGCAAAGACCUUGCAGGACCUAGCAUAAGAUCUUCGAAACUGAACUGAAAAGGCCUAAAAGCAUUAAGUUCAUAUAAAACUCUGUGCGAGGAAUCCAGAAAGAACUCUUUUUAUAGAACAUAGAAGAAAACAGUAUAGUGCAGUACAGGCCCUUUGGCCCACAAUGUUGUGCUGACCUUUUAACUUAGUCCAAGAUCAAUCUAACCCUUUUCUUCUAUAUAUCCCUCUGUUUUCUUUAUUCGUCCAUACUAUGGACAUCGCUUGCUGGUAUGAUAAGUUUUAUAAAUGCAAUGUAUUUCCAUUUCUGCUUGGGUAGAGCAUUGUGAGAGGUGAAAAAAUAAAAUGCAAGAUGAUUGCAAAUAUUAAAAUUUUCCAUUUGUCAUUUCUGAUUGCUGUAGGGUAGAGAUAUUUCAAUUGGCUAAUUAAGAAAAGGGAAGAAAGGAUAAAUCAAAAUAUUAAGUACAGGAGUUGGGAUGUUAUGAUAUAGUUGUAUAAGAAAUUGGUGAGACCAAAUUUGACAUUUUGCAAGCCGUUCUGGUCACCAGCCUACAGGAAAGACAUCAAUAAGAUUCAAUGAGUAUAGAAAAAAAUUACAAGGAUGUUGCCAGAACCUGAGUUAUAAGUAAAGGUUCAAUAGGUCAGACUUUAUUCCCUGGAAUACAGGAGAAUGAAGGGAGAUUUGAUAGAAGUAUACAAAAUUAUGGACUUUAGGAUUAAUGCAAGGAGGCUUUUUUCCACUGAAGGUGGGUGAAACACGAACUAGAGGUCAUUGGUUAAGGAUGAAAGGUGAAAUAUUUAAAGGGAAACCCAGGGGGAACAUCUUCAGAGGGUGGUGCAAGUGUGCAAUGAGUUGUUAGUAGAAGUGGUGGACGCAGGUUCGAUUUCAACAUCUAAGAAAAACUUGGAUAAGUAUAUAUCCAAAUUGGGUGAGAUAUGGAGGGAUGUGGUCUAUCUGCAAGUCAAUGAGACUAGUUCAGCAUGGACUUGAUGGUCUGAAUGGCCUUUUUCUGUGCUGUAGAGCUCUGUGAAUCUAUGAAGCUUUCUCAUAACAAUAGAGGGGUUUGCACCAUCUACAGCCCGUUGGAGCAGAAGGUUUCUUAACAUAAUUUUUAAAUGUAAUUUUAUUGAAUAGAGAUUUUGUGUUCUCUAGCAUCUAAUCACUUGGGGCAAAACAAUCAAAACCAAAUUAAACCCCUUUGUCUGUAACUGGAUGAAAGACAGAGUUGCAAGUAGACUGAUGUUAAGAAACCAGAAUGGAUGUAGCUGAUUAAGAUUAAAGAAUGAUUCAGCACGGCCAGAAAAUUUGGGUGAAAUAGCAUCCAAAAGUCUCUACCCCACCCCCCCCAAGAGUAUAUCACUAUUUGCGUUAUAUUAGUUUUCCAAUAGUAUGUCAACACAAAUAGAAAUUUAAUCAACUGUACUCAUGAAAAGCAGGUUACAAAGCUUUGUUAAUCAUUUGAUAUUUUGAUAAUAAUUAAUUGUCAGUUAUUUAAGAAGUUACUUGAAUAAUUUUACCAAUUUGACUACUAUAAUUUAUAUUCAGUUCAUUAAUGCUGGCUUAUGGUGAUAUUAAGUUGCUUAUAAGCUUGCUUCAAUAAAUUGCUGGAUCAGAAUUAUAACAUAUCUAUUAUUUGUGCCUAAUUUUAUAUUGUAUUUUUAUAUUUUGGUUUAUAAUUUAAUGACUUUCUUAGAAUUCAUGUAAUUUUUUUACCCAACAGCCAAUAAUGAACUUUAAACUCAAUGCCAAAUUUAAUGGAAGUAGGGGUUACUAUAAACCUGUUUCAAUAAGCAGACUCUGUCAUCAGUCAUAUUUUUAACUUAAAUUGAUCCAUCAACUCCAGAAAAUUCUAUCAAUAGAGAGGAAAGGAUUCAGCUGUUUUCUUUUACUUGCAUGCACUACUAAAAUGUUACAAAUAUUCUGGCAAAAUUAUGGUAUAUUUAGGAUUCUAUACAAUAAAUCCAUUAGAAUUAAUGAGAUUUAAAUUCUGGAGUGACUGAGUAAUGUAUCUGCUGGUUCAAUGCUGGCAUUGAAGUUUCCUUAAAGAAGAUAUCUUUCCUGCUAUGUUCUGAUGUGCUUAUUUUAAUAUGUUGAGGGAAAAACAAUGGAGGCCAGUUAUGCCCCCCCCCCCCCGCCACAAAGAGAACAAGCAUUUCUUUUGGCUGCUUUACAGAAUUUCCAAGCAGCACCCAGUAAAGCUGAACAAAAAGUUAUGGGCAUUCUAUCUGUUUUUUUCUACAGCAGUAAAUAAGUCAGCAGAUGUGAAGUAUGGAGCAGUAGAAAGGAAAGGGUGUCUUCAGAUUCUGGGAUCUGGAGCAAAACACAAGCUGCUAAAAGACAGGAUCUGUGGAGACAAAGUGGUAUUUUUAUUUCAAAGAUCAGCUUAAAAGUGAAAUAAAUAGCAGUGCAAUAUCUUUAUACAGUAUAUUCUUAGUGUAGCAGGGUUUAAGAUGGUGCUGAUGUUGGGGCCAGAGGUGAGCGCUGGUACUGUUCGCUGCCUCGAGAUGCUUUCUUAGCUCUGCACUGAACUGCAGUGCUGCCUGCAUUGAUGCCUGGCUUCGUGUUUGCGGUCUUGCAACGUUUACUCAGGUUUGUUAUGAACUGUGGCUGUUGCAGUGAUGUCUGACUUUGUGUCUUUCAUAAAACUCUAGUUCUGAAUGCUAGUUGUUUACUUUUAUUGUUUGCAUGAUAUUUUUCUCUCCACAUAUUAUGUUUGACAGUUUUUUUAUAAAUGUGUUCUUUUGAAGUUUCUUUGUUUUGUAGCUGCC
Messenger RNA from Mobula hypostoma (lesser devil ray), 7081 nucleotides. It is a transcript of the gene ppp1r21, whose product is annotated as protein phosphatase 1, regulatory subunit 21. Gene Ontology annotation, cellular component: early endosome; membrane. NCBI's taxonomy places the organism in Eukaryota, Metazoa, Chordata, Chondrichthyes, Myliobatiformes, Myliobatidae. The coding region runs from base 482 to 2839 and encodes 785 amino acids. The transcript has 22 exons. The record is from RefSeq and is a predicted model, not a curated record.